This is a messenger RNA of Naegleria gruberi, 492 nucleotides long. RefSeq lists its product as uncharacterized. Gene Ontology annotation, biological process: intracellular protein transport; Golgi to vacuole transport. Bases 1 to 492 code for a protein of 163 amino acids. Gene Ontology annotation, cellular component: AP-3 adaptor complex; membrane coat; intracellular membrane-bounded organelle. NCBI's taxonomy places the organism in Eukaryota, Heterolobosea, Eutetramitea, Acrasida, Naegleriidae. The record is from RefSeq and is a predicted model, not a curated record. The transcript has a single exon.
AUGAUUAAAGGUAUCCUUGUUGUGAAUAAUCACGGUAAAGCUCGUCUUUCCAAGUUCUUUGAACAAGUCCCAUUCGAAAAACAACAACAAGCUGUUCGUGAAUGUUACUCAUUGGUAGUGAGAAGACCGGAUAAUGUUUGCAACUUCUUGGAAGGAGGUGCUAUUUGGGGAAAGGAUACCAAACUCAUCUAUAGACAUUAUGCUACAUUGUACUUUAUAUUUGCUGUGGAUCAAAAUGAAAGCGAAUUAGGAAUUUUAGAUCUUAUCCAAGUUUUUGUUGAGACUUUGGAUAAAUGCUUUGAAAAUGUUUGUGAAUUAGAUUUGAUUUUCCACUCUGAUAAAGUACAUUAUAUUUUGGAAGAAAUUGUUAUUGGAGGUUUAGUUUUAGAAACAAAUAAGGAAGAAAUUUUAAUGUCAAUCAAGGAACAAAACGAUAUUGAAAAUAGAACUAAGAAUCAAGGACCAACAGUCACCAAAAUCAUGAAUAGAUAA